AUGAGUUCUUCCAAGAAUUCUCGGCACUUGUCCACCGAAGAGCCUUCCACUGUGUUGGCGGAGGUUUCAACAAGUAUGCCUGUGGUAGAGCUCGAGGAGUCCAAUUGCAUAGGUCAUAGGAGCGAGGAGUUGGUAGAGGUGUCUGAACAUCCUUCUGAUGGGUCUGAGUCCCUGACCCACGGGGAUAUCUAUUCCGAUUACUGUUACUACGAUUGGACUACAGAUGAAGAAAUGUAUGAUGAUUACGAUAUCGAUGGUAUACUUCAUGCAGAAGAUUUAUUUCCAGCACUCAAUCAGGGCCUUGUAGUUGAUGCACGAAGGACAAUCUUUUAUGACUCGAGUCUUAAUUUGGACGAUACAAACACUACAGGACCAUCUGUUCAGCCUGAGUUUAUGGCGGCAGCAGCAUCUAGACAAACUAAUAGCCAAUUGGUCAAAGGAGCACAACCCUUGAUACGAGAGGCACCAGAGUUUGCAUAA
Candidozyma pseudohaemuli is the source of this 480-nucleotide messenger RNA. RefSeq lists its product as uncharacterized. Lineage: Eukaryota; Fungi; Ascomycota; Pichiomycetes; Serinales; Metschnikowiaceae. The record is from RefSeq and is a predicted model, not a curated record. The transcript is spliced from 2 exons. The coding region runs from base 1 to 480 and encodes 159 amino acids.